AUGUCUACUGCUGCUCGACGACGUCUUAUGCGGGAUUUUAAAAGGCUCCAGGAAGACCCCCCAGCUGGUGUUUCCGGAGCCCCAACAGACAACAAUAUUCUCCUCUGGAACGCUGUAAUAUUUGGCCCGGCAGAUACACCGUUUGAGGACGGGACGUUCAAACUAACCAUAGAAUUUACAGAGGAGUAUCCAAAUAAACCGCCCGUCGUGAGAUUUACCUCUAAAAUGUUCCAUCCGAAUGUUUACGCGGAUGGGUCCAUAUGCCUUGAUAUCCUGCAAAACCGCUGGUCGCCCACAUAUGAUGUGUCUUCUAUCUUGACAUCCAUUCAAUCACUUCUCGAUGAACCGAACCCCAACUCACCCGCCAAUUCCCAAGCCGCUCAACUCUUCCAGGAAAACAGACGAGAAUAUGAAAAGAAAGUGAUGCAGGUCGUCGAGCAGAGCUGGAAGGAGGACGAUGAGUAG
Oikopleura dioica is the source of this 465-nucleotide messenger RNA. The record is from the annotation of a GenBank genome assembly. NCBI's taxonomy places the organism in Eukaryota, Metazoa, Chordata, Appendicularia, Copelata, Oikopleuridae.